This is a messenger RNA of Myotis lucifugus (little brown bat), 1608 nucleotides long. RefSeq names its product PAT1 homolog 2 (gene PATL2). Gene Ontology annotation, cellular component: P-body. NCBI's taxonomy places the organism in Eukaryota, Metazoa, Chordata, Mammalia, Chiroptera, Vespertilionidae. The transcript has 14 exons. Gene Ontology annotation, biological process: deadenylation-dependent decapping of nuclear-transcribed mRNA; P-body assembly. The coding region runs from base 1 to 1608 and encodes 535 amino acids. The record is from RefSeq and is a predicted model, not a curated record. Gene Ontology annotation, molecular function: RNA binding.
AUGACAUGUCUUGAAGGCCCAGACAAGUCCUGUGGCCCCGGGGCUCCUGAGGAGGAGCUGGUGCCUGCCUCCCAAUUGGAGGAGGAGGAAGAAAAUGAGGAGGAAGAGGAGGAUCUGGAUCCAGAUCUAGCCCCGGACCUGGAGGAGGGAGUAGAUGAAGAGGAGGAAGAGCUCGGGGACCCAGCUAUCCUCAGUGCUGUCACUAACACCCAGAGAGGUCUUCCAAGCUCUCCUGGAAUCAAGGCCUCUGGUGUGCUGGGGAUGUCACCUGCCUCCUUGCACUUUCUAUGGCAGACCCUGGACUACUUGUCGCCAGUUCCUUUCCGGCCUACACUUCCCAGGGCCGGCUCCCCAGUGCGGCACUUUGGACCUCGACUGCUCCCACCAGACCCAUAUGUCUUCUGCAGCCCACCAACCUCAUGGUCUCCUAGGUUCAGUCAUCUGACCCAGCUCCACCCUCAACACCAACGGAUCUUGCAGCUGCAGAAGCACAGUCGAACACCAAGGCCCCCAGCCAAGAAGCCCUGGUCUCGGCAGUCAGACGCCUAUGCUAACCUCAUGACCCGCAAAGAGAAGGACUGGGUGAUAAAAGUGCAGAUGGUCCAGCUGCAGAGUGAGAAGCCCUGCCUGGAUGACUAUUACUACCAGAAAUAUUAUCAGAAACUAGAGAAGAAGGAGGCAGAUGAAGAGCUGCUUGGACAAAGGAGCAAGGUGGAGUCCCUCAAGCUGGUCACACCUUACAUUCAGAAGGCAGAGGUUUACGAGUCAGUGGUUCGAUUCGAGGGUUCCCUGGGCCAGGUGGCCAUGUCAACGUGUUUUAGCCCUCGCAGAGCUAUUGAUGCUGUACCCCAUGGAACUCCAGAACCGGAGAUAGGAGCUGCCAGCAGCCAGAGGCUUCGGGUGUUGUCCUGGAUUGAGAAGAUGUUUCUUCAGUUACUAGAGAUAGAGGAGGGCCAGAAGAAUGGGCCUCCACAGUCCUGCUACUCUGAGCAGCAGAGAAACCAGGUUGAGAAGCUCUUCCAGGCCUUAAAGACCCAGGAGCAGGAUAACCUGGAGGAGGCAGCAGAUGGCUUCCUGCAGGUGCUCUCUGUGAGGAAGGGGAAAGCCCUCGUGGCCCGGCUGCUCCCCUUCCUGCCCCGGGAUCUAGCUGUCAGCCUUCUUCUGGCUAUCAUCCACCAUCUGCCACUCCUGGUCAAGAGGGAUGCAGCUGAUCAGGUCCUACAAAUGUUAUUCAAGCCUCUGGGCAAAUAUAUCAGACACUUGACCUUCCAAGAACUCCUCCAAGGACUUCAGGGACUAAUGCUGCUUCCACCUGGCUCCUCAGAGCGGCCAGUCACUGUGGUGCUUCAGAAUCAGUUUGGAAUAUCUUUGCUCUACACCCUGCUGAGUCAUGGGGCGCAGCUGGUAUCCCUGGAUCCAUCCCUGGAGGAACCCAGCAGUGACCAUACAGCUUGGACAGACAUAGUGAUUCUGAUCGCCUGGGAAAUAGCUCAGAUGCCUACAGCCUCUUUGGCUGAACCCCUAGCCUUCCCCACCAACCUCCUUCCCCUGUUCUGUCGCCACGUGGACAAACAAUUGAUACAGCAGCUAGAGGCUACAAUGCAGUAA